This is a messenger RNA of Benincasa hispida (wax gourd), 949 nucleotides long. NCBI's taxonomy places the organism in Eukaryota, Viridiplantae, Streptophyta, Magnoliopsida, Cucurbitales, Cucurbitaceae. The record is from RefSeq and is a predicted model, not a curated record.
GUUCCCUGCUCACAUUCAGAACAAAUAAACAAUUAAAAACACAUCGCCAUGGAAAAACAAAGACUCCUUUGUUUAACAGAUGCAAGCAGCUCUGACAGUCCUCUUCAUUCCUCCACCUUUCACACAACUCAUUCAGAUCCAACUGUAUCAGACAUAGACAAGAAAAUGAAGUCCAUAGUGACACUUUUGGAAGAGGAUGGGCAUUACCGAAACAGAAACCUAGAAAUCAAAUACAUGCUUGAAGAGUACAACAGAUCUUACCAAUCCUUGGCCGAAAAAUAUGACUGUUUAAAGUUCAUAUUUGUGAACACUCUCUAUUCCGCAUCGUCUUCGUCUUCUGAUGCCGAGAUAUUUCGAUGCAAUUUCAAAAGCCCAGAUGCGAAAUCUGCUGCAAUUGGUGGCACUGGCAGCCUCAAAUAUAACUAUGACAUCUUCAGCAACGAGUUCCUGAUAAAGCUAAGAGAUGAAUUGGUUGUCUCAAGUAAGCUGUGUACACAGAAUUCUGAUAAAAUUGUUGUAAGUGACCAUACAAUGUAUGGAAGAAUCAGGGGUCAUGAUGAAAUAGAUAAUACUGAAAUAAAGAUGAACGAGCUCGAAAUACGACAGGUCAAAGAAGUGCAUCCAUCAGUGGCUAUUGAUAGAUGGGAGAGUAGAUGGAAUGAACUAAACUCACAAGUGACAAUGCUCAUGGAGGAAAAUCUGCAGCAUCAGGAGGAGUUAACUAGGAGAAACAAUGAUAAGAGAGAAGCCAUUAAAGAACUUCAGCAACAGAUACGAUGCCUAAAGAGUGAGAAGAGUGCCCUCCAGAGUUCUCUUAGAUUCACCAAAGAAAAGUUGAAGCCAUAUCGCUCCCCAAUAUCACGACUGGCAGCAACAAUUUCAAACAAACUAUUGAAGCGAGGUUGUUCUUGACCUGAAUUUCAGUGGCUCAACAACAGAUCAUUCCACA